This is a messenger RNA of Cricetulus griseus (Chinese hamster), 942 nucleotides long. The record is from RefSeq and is a predicted model, not a curated record. Lineage: Eukaryota; Metazoa; Chordata; Mammalia; Rodentia; Cricetidae.
AUGGACAAUCUCUCUAGUGCCACUGAAUUCUGCCUUCUGGGCUUCCCUGGGUCCCAAGAACUACAGCACAUCCUUUUUGCUAUGUUCUUUUUCUUCUAUUCAGUGACACUUCUGGGAAACAUGAUCAUCAUCACGAUUGUCUGUGUUGGUAAGCGUCUACCCCCCAUGUAUUUCUUUCUCUCCCACCUCUCUCUUCUGGAAAUCCUGGUGACAACAACACUUGUUCCUAUGAUGCUAAGGGGACUGCUCCUUCCUGGAACCCAGACAAUAUCUCUGACUGUGUGUGUUGCCCAACUUUUCCUUUAUCUUUCUUCAGGGACCACCGAGUUUGCAGUGCUUGGAGCAAUGGCGGUGGACCGUCAUGUGGCGGUCUGCAACCCUUUGGGGUACAGCAUCAUCAUGAACAGCCACACUUGCAUCUGGGUGGUGAUUGUGUCCUGGGCGUUUGGCUUCCUUUCUGAAGUCUGGCCAGCCUAUGCCACGUUCCAGUUCACUUUCUGCAAGUCAAAUCUGUUAGAUCAUUUUUACUGUGACAGAGAUCAGUUGCUCCAACUAUCUUGUGAUAACACUUUUCUCGCAGAGUUCAUUCUUUUCUUAAUGGCUAUUUUCAUAAUCAUUGGAUCCCUGAUCCUCACAAUUGUCUCCUACACCUAUAUCGUCUCCACCAUCCUCAAGAUCCCCUCAGCCUCUGGCCGGAAGAAAGCCUUCUCCACCGGUGCCUCCUACUUCACCUUCGUUAUCAUUGGCUAUGGCAGCUGCUUGUUCCUGUAUGUGAAACCCAAGCAAACACAGGCAGCUGAGUACAACAGGGUGGCUUCAUUACUGGUGUCUGUGGUAACCCCUUUCAAACUGAACCCCUUCAUCUUCACUCUUCGGAAUGAUAAACUCAAAGAGGCCCUUAGAGAUGGAGUGAAGCGUUGCUGUCUGCUCUUCAGGGAUUAG